AUGAGCUCCGCACCACCCGCGCAAGCAGUCGCGACGGACAAGCCGUCCCAUCUAUCCGUAAUCGUCGACCUGUCCCCAUCGCAAUGGCACCUGUCCUCCCAACCGCCCCCAGCAAACACCUUCCCGCUCACCCUCAACUCCUUCCUCUCGCAGCUCCUCGCGUUCCUCAACUCGCACAUAGCCUCGAAGCAUGAGAACACCCUCGCCGUGUUCGGCGCGUUCCCCGGUAAAAGCUUGAUGCUGUACGCGUCGACGGAGAGCGAGACGAUCAAUCCGAGCGCAGUGGAUGCGAACUCGUAUCCCCCGUUCAAGAUGCUAGACUCUACGAUAAUCAAGCGGAUAGAGAAUGAGCUGGAUCAACUUGAUACCGACGAGGAAAGUACGUUACCCGUCGCCCUCGUUGGCGCGUUGACGAAAGCCUUAUGUUACAUAAAUCGCAUCAGUCACUUCUCCGCCGCCAAUGUUUCCAAAGCUAAACUCCCCGACUCACUAACAACCUCAGACCCGCACAUCCUCAUCCUCUCCGUCUCCCCCGAUCUAUCUGCAGAGUACAUCCCCAUCAUGAACUCCAUCUUCUCCGCGCAGAAACUCAAAGUGACUAUAGAUGUGUGCAAGAUCUACGGUCCAGAGACCGUGUUCUUGCAGCAAGCAGCCCAUCUAACGGGCGGGUCGUACAUCUCCCUCGAGCGUCGCGACGCGCUGCUUCAGUAUUUGACGAUGGCAUUCCUCUCCCCGCCCUCGAUUCGUAAAGCCUUGUCCGUGCCGACGCAAGAUAAGAUCGACUUCCGCGCCGCUUGUUUCUGUCAUAAGAAGAUCAUUGAUAUAGGUUUCGUUUGUUCUGUCUGUCUAUCUAUAUUUUGUCAACCUGUUCCCGUAUGUUCGACCUGUCGAACGAAAUUCCCUAUCAAAAUACUGCAACGACUCAAUGCAUCCCGCCCUCCUCCAACUCCUGGUAGCAAUGGGUUGAGCAGAACUACGUCCAUGUCUGGGACCGGGGGCUUGCCACACAGCGGGUCCAUUAGGACGUCGACAUCGAACGGAACGUUAAGGUAG
This is a messenger RNA of Pleurotus ostreatus (oyster mushroom), 1053 nucleotides long. It is a transcript of the gene TFB4, whose product is annotated as RNA polymerase II transcription factor B subunit 4. Gene Ontology annotation, biological process: regulation of DNA-templated transcription; nucleotide-excision repair. NCBI's taxonomy places the organism in Eukaryota, Fungi, Basidiomycota, Agaricomycetes, Agaricales, Pleurotaceae. Gene Ontology annotation, cellular component: transcription factor TFIIH holo complex; transcription factor TFIIH core complex. The record is from RefSeq and is a predicted model, not a curated record. Bases 1 to 1053 code for a protein of 350 amino acids. The transcript is spliced from 7 exons.